AUGAGCACGAGCACUACUCAGCAAAUGACGACUUUUAUCACCAAAUCUCUAAUUGUUACGUCGCAAAACAAAUUGCCCACUCGUACGUUGGCCACGCAAGAAGGACUCCCAGUAUGGGCCCGCCCUCUGGCGCGCGCUCCCGAUGGCAUGGGAGAGGAAAUGGGUAUCCAUGGUCCUGACCCAGAACUGGACCGCAUCGAAGAGUGUGGACCAUAUCUCCUGUGUAUCCAACCUCCCAGCCCACGCACCAAUAAGUUAUAUAUCAUUCGCCUUUACCACCAAGGUACAAGGGAGGUCGUCAUCAGUGUCGAUCCACCUGUGGCCGUGUACAACGCACUCUAUCCCGACUUCGCUUUUCAAAACUUCUUGGGGCUGUGCUGGUGGUCUAUCCUUGAGGAAGAUACUUUUUUUGUGAAGUAUAAGGGCCAGCUUGUUUGUCAGUGGGGUGGCGAGAGUGUAGUCCAACAGUUACCAUAUGAGCGUGGUCCCGGAGCCGGAGCGGCGUAG
This is a messenger RNA of Laccaria bicolor S238N-H82, 507 nucleotides long. RefSeq lists its product as uncharacterized. The record is from RefSeq and is a predicted model, not a curated record. Bases 1 to 507 code for a protein of 168 amino acids. NCBI's taxonomy places the organism in Eukaryota, Fungi, Basidiomycota, Agaricomycetes, Agaricales, Hydnangiaceae. The transcript has 3 exons.